AUUAAAUCCUGACGACACUCCACACAGGCACAUCGCGCGAUGGCAGGACGGCCGCCAUCGUGGUGGGACCAAGUGCUGCUAUCGCACACAGGGUCAACGACCGAAGUGCGCCGGCGCCUGGACACGCUCUUCAUCGUACAUGCUGGCAUUGCGAUUGUCAUCGGCGGUAGCUGUCUCGUCCUCCCGCACUCCCUUGCCAUGUCGGCGCUUGGGGCGUCCGAGUACGGCCACCUCGUGCAUGAAGUCGUCCGUUUGUACGGCGCGUUGACGUUGGCACAGGGGUGGCUCGUGUGGAAGACGCGGCUCGUGGGUGAUGCACUGAUUCGCAAGACGUUCUGCCAAGCGUACUGCCUCUGUUUUCUCCUGCAAGCAGCUGCCCUUGUCCGCGCGCAGGUGUCGUCGCCCGAGAGUCACUCGGUGCUCAACUGGGUCAACAUCAUCGUGCUGGCUGCUCUCGGCGCCGCGUACGGGUACUUUGUCGUGUUCAAGACAAUCAAAGUGUUUGAAUUGCCAUAAACAUGAUCACGUGCUUUACGUGUCACUCGAGUUGUUCCUGGC
Aphanomyces invadans is the source of this 558-nucleotide messenger RNA. RefSeq lists its product as hypothetical. The transcript has a single exon. Lineage: Eukaryota; Oomycota; Saprolegniomycetes; Saprolegniales; Verrucalvaceae. The coding region runs from base 40 to 516 and encodes 158 amino acids. The record is from RefSeq and is a predicted model, not a curated record.